This is a messenger RNA of Histoplasma capsulatum G186AR, 1599 nucleotides long. RefSeq names its product phosphotransferase enzyme family protein. The coding region runs from base 1 to 1599 and encodes 532 amino acids. Gene Ontology annotation, cellular component: mitochondrion. Lineage: Eukaryota; Fungi; Ascomycota; Eurotiomycetes; Onygenales; Ajellomycetaceae. The transcript is spliced from 5 exons. The record is from RefSeq and is a predicted model, not a curated record.
AUGGCCCUUCUCCUUGGCGUCUUCCACCAGUAUGUCGAAGACCCUAUCGACCGUGGAGUUGUCCAAGGGAUCUUUGGUAUCAACCCAAGCCUUAGCAAGGUUCUGGUGACUAUCUUCGUUGGCAAGCUUGCGAAGCGUAAUAUUAUCUGCGUUCUUGUUCGGCUAGACGUAUAUUUUGAUGCGACCGCCGACUUGGACACUCCGGUCCACACGACCUCCAACACUGACCCCAUUCAUAGGUUCCCAGGGAGGACUCGGUGCUCUCCGAAAUGUAAUAAAUGGGUGAGAAAGUUGCCAACAGUAUCAGCCGCGUUUACUGCACGUGCCAGCGUUGACAAUGUCCUGGAGUUUUCCACUACCUUCUCAAUAGCACUGGAGAAUUUAGGAUCAGGCAGAUGUGUUAAUUUAUGUGUUCAACUUCACAUAUAUUGCCGCUUUCAUUCCCUCUGCAACAAAAGUUGGCACCAACAGCCUGUCGCGACCAUGAGGCUGUUCGAUGGAUUGGUGGAGUGUUUCAACACUUUACUUUUGCACAUGAAGAACAGAAUUACUUCCGCAGCAACUGGCUCUCGAAGUAUGUCUGGUCUGAUCAAGGCGUCCCAGAAGACCUUAUUUUGCUACACGUCGGGCCGCUGGUUGUAUGAUGAACGGCGCCAGCUCAGCAGGCGCUAUGUCAAGUUUAAUGUCGAAGGCCUUUGCAGGACCGCGAGUGAUAUUGUUGGCGCCCCGUGCACUCAGGUGACGAAGCUGCCCGAGGGGCUCUACAACAAAGUCUUCUCCCUAAAGACGGACACGGGUGAGGAACUGCUUGCUAGGAUUCCGAACCCGAAUGCUGGAUCCGCGCGAGAGGUGAUUGCCAGUGAAGUUGCCACCCUUGAUUUUCUUCGCAAUGUCCUUGGUAUUCCCGUCCCUGAGGUAGUUGCGUGGAGCUCGCCAUCGGUUCCUAACCUUGUGGGCACUGGAUACAUUCUCAUGAAGAGGAUAAUCGGUCAUCAGCUCAGUGAUGUUUGGAAUGACAUGUCCCAGGCCCAGCGCUUUGGGUUGGUGAGGAGCCUGGUUGCCAUUGAAGCCAAAUUAGUUAAAACAGAGAUGCCAGGCUACGGAAGCCUCUAUUAUAGAGAUGACUACCCUGAUGGCAUGAGUAUGGAUGACGUACUGUCCCCUGCAGGGUCUACGGCAAAUCGCUUCGUUCUAGGCCCUUCAACUGACAGACCGUUUUGGGUUGAUGGGCGAGGGGCAUUAGAUUUGGAUCGCGGUCCAUGGGCAUCUGCAUCAGAGUACUUUUCUGCAAUCGCAAAGCGUGAGAUGGAAUGCAUUCGCACCGCUGCGCAAAAUGAACCCAGCCUCAUGGAUUUUGGAGGAAAGGAUACAGCGCGCGAAAUCCAUAUCAAUCUUCUCAACCAGUUCCUCGCCAUUUUACCGUACAUUCUUCCUUCCCAAUACUUUUGCAGCCCAACUUUGCUGCAUCAAGAUCUUCAUCUAGAGAACAUCUUCGUUGACAGCGCCGACCCAACCAAGAUAUCAGGCAUAAUCGACUGGCAGUCAACCUAUUCUGCUCCGCUCUUCAUGCAAGCGAGAUUCCCCUCAGUUUUCGACUGA